AUGAAGUUGUCAUGGUUCGCGCUCCUCAGCACGACAGUCAUCCUCAGAGCGAAUUUGGUCCUUUCACAAGAUGAUUCCUCCAAUCCGGGUGUCAAUCCGGACGCUCAAGUCGAUCCAACCACACCCUCAAGUUUAAGUACCCAGGCCGAAUCGAAUGCAAGGGGUGACCCGAAUGUUGCCGUUGUCCUAAGCACCAAUGCGCACAGCCGUCGAAGUUCUGGUGGCGAGCCAGUGCCCGAGGAAGGAAGUAAGAAUGACCUUGUAGCCCGACAGGAGAUUGUGUAUGCUGGCAUUCCACACAUUCCAGACAAUUGCAGCGACAUCCGAGUCUUCAGCUUCCGAGGUUCGAACGAGCCUUACCCCGGUCGCGGAGGAGCCAUGCUGGGCACUUUGUGUGCGCUGAUCGAACCAAAAGGAUUAUCCUGCGACUACGAGGAUGUUGACUACCCCGCGAACAUCUCAUGGUCUGGCCUUUACUGUUCAUCAGCACAUAUCGGCACCACUGCGGGUGUGAAUCAAAUGACAGACUACGUGCAAAAAUGUCCAGAUUCACGGCUGGUUAUGUUGGGCUAUUCGCAGGGCGCGAAUGUGGCUAGUGAUAUUUUGGGUGGAGGCGGUGGCGAGCUGUUUGGGUGCCAGCAGGCCCCGAACCCACCACUGUCCAGGGACAUCAAGCCCGGGUCAAAUAUUGUCGCCGUGGUGACCAUGGGCAAUCCUCGGAAUACUGCAGAUCAGCCGUACAAUCUUGGCCGUGGAUCGAAUUAUUCGGGCGAGUUGGGACGUUCGGGCCAGCAACUCGUCGAUCUCAAUAAGUACGAGGACGUCAUGGCCAACUGGUGCAAUUACGGCGACCCUGUCUGUGCCGUCGGUAGUGAGCCUACCAAUCUUACCGCACACUGGGACUACUACGACGAAUACUCCUAUGUCGCGUCAGAGUGGGUCGUGGCCACCGUCAUGGGCUACACGGACGAAAGACUCGACUUGACUCUUGAUGGCCAGAACCAGAGUGUGGUGCUGGUCAAUAAGACCAGUGAUUCUUCAAGUGGUAACAAUGGACCUGCAAAUGCACAUAAUAGCUCUGGAAAUGUAAGUACCGGUUCUGGAAAUGGAAGUAAUGGCAGCAGGGGAGGAGGAGGAGAUGAAGAUGGGGCAUUCAGCUUCAGGAGCAACGCUGCGGGCGGUCUGAGUGUGUUGAUGCUCGUCGCAUUGGUGACUGCAGGCUUGAGCUUCAUGAUAUGA
Exophiala spinifera is the source of this 1239-nucleotide messenger RNA. RefSeq lists its product as uncharacterized. The record is from RefSeq and is a predicted model, not a curated record. Gene Ontology annotation, molecular function: hydrolase activity. NCBI's taxonomy places the organism in Eukaryota, Fungi, Ascomycota, Eurotiomycetes, Chaetothyriales, Herpotrichiellaceae. The coding region runs from base 1 to 1239 and encodes 412 amino acids. The transcript has 2 exons.